Camellia sinensis is the source of this 1242-nucleotide messenger RNA. Lineage: Eukaryota; Viridiplantae; Streptophyta; Magnoliopsida; Ericales; Theaceae. The record is from RefSeq and is a predicted model, not a curated record.
AUGGACAAGAGUUGGAUUGCAUUAGGUAGCACAGUUGAUGGAAGGAUAAGUCGGGCAUAUAAUGAUGGGGUAAUAUCAUUUCUCCGUUUUGCAAUGGCGGUUAUCGAUCGAGAUGGUAAAAUUUUGUGCCCUUGUCGAAAGUGUGUGAAUGUUGUUCGUCAAAAAUUUCAAAUUGUUCAAAUUCAUUUGCUGCAACAUGGGAUUAUUCCAACUUACACUAUCUGGCACGUGCAUGGGGAACCCCGUGAAUCAAACGAGGCUUAUCAUCAUGAUAUACCCGUUGAGGGCAAUGAGGUUUUGGGAGGUAUUGAUGCCUUAGUGGAAGAUCGAAUAAGAGGGGAAUCAACUAAUACAACUCAAGAGGAGGAGGUUCGCACUUUUGAUAAAUUAUUGAAUGAUGCCAAACGUGAGGUGUACCCAGGUUGCACAAAUUACACUUUGUUAAAAUUUGUCAUCGAGAUACUUAAUAUGAAGGUAACAAACCAUUGGAGUAAUAAGUCAGUUGACAUGAUGCUAGAGUUUUUAACAAAACUUUUACCGAAGGAUAAUUUGGUUCCAAAGUCAACUUAUGAAGCUAAAAAAAUACUACGUGAAUUGGGUUUGUCAUACGAGCUCAUUGAUGCUUGUGUAAACGAUUGUGUGCUCUUUUGGAAGGGGAAUGCAACACCAGAUAAAUGUCCAAAUUGUAAGGCUUCUAGAUACAAGACAAAUCAUGGUAGAGGUAAGAAGAUCUCUCGUAAGGUUCUUCGAUACUUCCCGUUAACACCGAGAUUGAAAAGGUUGUACAUGUCGAGGAAGAGAGCCGAGGAAAAACGUCUAGAUGACGGUGUAUUGAGGCAUCCUGCAGAUAGUGAUGAGUGGAAGGAAUUCGAUACACAACAUCCUAAAUUUGCCUUGGAGCCUCGGAAUGUGAGGCUAGGGUUGGCUACUGAUGGUUUCAACCCUUUCAGAAAUAUGAAUAACUCAUAUAGUUUGUGGCAUGUCGUACUCAUUCCGUACAACUUGCCACCGUGGUUGGCUAUGAAGGACCCAUUUUUCAUGCUGUCAUUACUUAUUCCUGGUGAAUCACAACCAGGAAUUAAUAUUGAUGUCUACAUGAGACCUUUAGUAGAAGAAUUGAAUGAAUUAUGGAACAAUGGUACAUUAACCUAUGAUGCCUCGACUGGUGAGACUUUCUGCAUGCAUGCAGCUUUGCUGUGGACGAUACAUGAUUGGCCCGCAUUUGGUAUGGUGUCAAAGUGA